AUGGCUUUGACGGCAGUUGGAUAUUUGCUUAUGCAUCGCAAUAAAGCUCCAGAAACUAGUUCAUCUAGCUCAGAUGAAGAAUGGGAUGCAAUUAUAAAAAACUAUAAUCGUGAAAACCGACAACUUAGGCCACGUAUUAUUGACUAUGAAAAUGUAAUUUUUCGCUAUUCGGAUGAAGAAUUUAAAAGUCAUUUCAGAAUUUCAAGGAACACAUUCAAUUAUUUACAUGAUAUAAUAGAAGAAAAUUUGGUUCGACAUGUCCCUGGGUGCCCUACAAUUCCAUCUCAUCAUCAAUUAAUGAUAGCCCUUUGGAAAAUGGCAACAAUGGAUUCAUAUAGAUCAGUUUGUGACAGAUUCAACGUAGGACGAGCCACUGCUGUGAGAGCUGUACGUCGAGUUUGCCACGCUUUAUUUAUAAAAUCCUCAAGAUUUAUACAAUGGCCUACGGGGGAACGUGCUAUAGAAGUGAUGCAUGGAUUUGAAAGAGCGAGUGGCUUUCCAAAAGUAAUAGGGGCAAUUGAUGGUACUCAUAUUCGUAUUAAUGGUCCAAAACAAAAUCAUGCAGAUUAUAUUAAUCGGAAAGGAUUUUAUUCUAUUCAGUUACAGAUCGUAUGUGAUCACAAGACUCUGAUAACUCAUUGUUAUGCUGGACAUCCUGGGUCUGUUCAUGAUCAGAGAGUUUUCCGUUUAUCAGAAGUUGCAGAUUACGUAAAUGAUGAUGAUAAAUUCUUAGAAAAUUGCCAUAUGCUAGGCGAUGCUGCGUAUGAAAUACAUCAACACUUACUUACUCCGUAUCGAGAUAAUGGACAUUUUACUGGAAAACAAAGAAACUAUAAUUAUCGUCAUUCAGCUGCACGAGUGACUGUUAAACGAUGUAUUGGAUUAUUAAAAGGACGCAUGAGGAGUUUAUUACAUUGUCUACCAAUGACAAGAGUCGAUUUAAUGGCAGAGUACAUCAUUGCAUGCUGUGUCGUCCACAAUAUCUGCAUUUUACAAGGAGAUGAGUUAAAUGUAAUCACUAUCCCUGAACAUAAUCAAGAAAACGUAGAAAAUAAUGGAAACUAUUCACGUGAAGUCAGGAGAAUUGCAGGAGUUAUUAAAAGAGAUGCUAUUAUGAAUUCCUUGUAA
Pieris macdunnoughi is the source of this 1128-nucleotide messenger RNA. The record is from the annotation of a GenBank genome assembly. NCBI's taxonomy places the organism in Eukaryota, Metazoa, Arthropoda, Insecta, Lepidoptera, Pieridae.